GUGCAGGAAAUUUAAAGGCUUGGACCCUGCGAGACAGACAAACCGGUGCCAACGUGCGCGGACGCCGCCGCCGCCGCCGCCGCUGGAGUCCGCCGGGCAGAGCCGGCCGCGGAGCCCGGAGCAGGCGGAGGGAAGUGCCCCUAGGACCGGCUGGGCCAGCGGCGCUGCACACGGCGGCAGGACGAGGAGCAGCGAGGAGAGGAGGAGGGGAGAGCGGCUCGUCCACGCGCCCUGCGCCGCCGCCGGCCGGGAAGGCAGGAGCAGCCGGCGCCUCCCGCGCCCGCGGCCGCCCCGGAGUGAUUUCGGAUGCCCCGCCGCGGCAGCCUUCCCGGAUAGACCCCGGAGAGGAGUCGCCGCCAACUUGUGUGCCUUUUUUCCGCCCGGGCGGGAGCCGGCUCUGCGCGAAGGGCUCUCCCGGCGACUCAUGCUGCCGGCCCUGCGCCUGCCCAGCCUCGGGUGAGCCGCCUCGGGAGACGGGGGAGCGCCGCGGCGCCGGGGCUCGGCGUGCUCUCCUCGGGGACGCAGGACGAAGCGGCAGCCCCGGGCGCGCGCCGGAGGCAUGGAGCGCUGCCCCAGCCUGGGGGUCACCCUCUACGCCCUGGUGGUGGUCCUGGGGCUGCGGGCGGCACCGGCCGGCGGCCAGCACUAUCUCCACAUCCGCCCGGCGCCCAGCGACAACCUGCCCCUGGUGGACCUCAUCGAGCACCCGGACCCUAUCUUUGACCCCAAAGAGAAGGAUCUGAACGAGACGCUGCUGCGCUCGCUGCUCGGGGGCCACUACGACCCGGGCUUCAUGGCCACCUCGCCCCCCGAGGACCGGCCCGGGGGGGGCGGGGGGGCAGCCGGGGGCGCCGAGGACCUGGCGGAGCUGGACCAGCUGCUGCGGCAGCGGCCGUCGGGGGCCAUGCCGAGCGAGAUCAAAGGGCUGGAGUUCUCCGAGGGCUUGGCCCCGGGCAAGAAGCAGCGCCUGAGCAAGAAGCUGCGGAGGAAGUUACAGAUGUGGCUGUGGUCGCAGACCUUCUGCCCGGUGCUGUACGCGUGGAACGACCUGGGCAGCCGCUUUUGGCCGCGCUACGUGAAGGUGGGCAGUUGCUUCAGCAAGCGCUCGUGCUCGGUGCCCGAAGGCAUGGUAUGCAAGCCGUCUAAGUCCGUGCACCUCACGGUGCUGCGCUGGCGCUGUCAGCGGCGCGGGGGCCAGCGCUGCGGCUGGAUUCCCAUCCAGUACCCGAUCAUUUCAGAGUGCAAGUGCUCAUGCUAGAACUCGGGGACCCCGC
This is a messenger RNA of Condylura cristata (star-nosed mole), 1274 nucleotides long. It is a transcript of the gene NOG, whose product is annotated as noggin. Lineage: Eukaryota; Metazoa; Chordata; Mammalia; Eulipotyphla; Talpidae. The record is from RefSeq and is a predicted model, not a curated record. Bases 560 to 1258 code for a protein of 232 amino acids. Gene Ontology annotation, biological process: osteoblast differentiation; negative regulation of cell differentiation; dorsal/ventral pattern formation. The transcript has a single exon.